CCGCUCCGCUCCCUCUGUGGGCGGUGUUUCAAACGAGCGGAUUCGCGAGGAACGUGGGAGCUGUCAUUGCUGUGAGACACAUUCGCGGAGACCAGCAUCACCGUUGACAGCAAUCACAAGCGCUGGGAUUCUGUUCAUUUAAAGGAUCAGUGCCUUCUUAACAUGCUGCUCCACAUAUAAUCAAAUGAAAUUUGCUUUAGAUUCGCCAGAUCUGAAGGGGAAUUUUGGAAAGACACAAGCUGAUCAUGAAGUGGGAUAUUUUACUCCUCUCCGGUGUUUUAGAGAAAAAUGCCGGAUGCAUCCGUUGAACGAAGGUAUUUUCCGCUGGAUUAACAAAGGACAGUAUUUUUGAAACAUACUCUCUGUGCAAAAACACUGGUUUAUUGCCGUCUUCGGGAAACAGAGAUGUUCUUGUGAAGUCACAGGGGUUUAGUUUUCUGCCUUACCAAAUGGUGUGGUGCUGAUGAGAGACUGUUCGUCGGUAACAGUUUUUUUCUCAACCCAGAAUGACAAACAAAUAGCUCUCCGCUUGAGCGAUGGAAACACUGUGAGGUUUCUCACUGAACUUGAGAAGCAGCAACAGCGACUGCCACAGUCUCGACCCAACACAAAUCAGCACAUAAUAAUGGUAUGGGCUUCUGAAGUCGGUCGGAGCAUGGAGUCCGCGCACCAGGCAGGUUAGGGGGUUUUAGGAGACACGCUAAGAACCCUGUUUUGAAUCCCCAUCCUGAAAUGAGGCAAAAUGUUGAUGUGUGACAGAGGAGUCCAAAUGCUGAUCACCACGGUGGGCGCGUUCGCCGCGUUCAGCCUGAUGACUAUCGCUGUGGGAACGGACUACUGGCUGUACUCACGAGGAGUGUGCCGGGCCAAAAGUAAUAACGAGAACGAGACGAGCAGGAAGAACGAGGAAGUCAUGACCCACUCCGGACUGUGGAGAACCUGCUGUCUAGAAGGAACAUUUCGAGGUGUCUGUAAGAAGAUUGACCACUUUCCAGAGGAUGCAGAUUAUGAGCAGGAUGCAGCAGAGUAUUUACUACGAGCUGUGAGAGCGUCCAGCAUCUUCCCCAUCAUGAGCGUUGGGCUUCUGUUCAUGGGAGGUUUGUGUGUGGCUGCCAGUGAGUUUUACAGGAGCAGACACAAUGUCAUCCUCAGUGCUGGAAUCUUCUUUGUCUCUGCUGGCCUAAGUAACAUCAUCGGCAUUAUCGUGUACAUAUCCGCCAAUUCGGGCGACCCUGGCCAGAGCGAUUCGAAGAAGAGUUACUCAUACGGCUGGUCCUUCUACUUCGGCGCACUGUCCUUCAUAAUGGCCGAGAUGGUGGGCGUGCUCGCCGUGCACAUGUUCAUUGAGAAACACCGGAAGCAGCGCGCCAAGUCCCGCACCGAGCUGAUCAAGAAGUCGGCCUUCAGUCGCAUCCCCAGCUACCGCUACCGAUUCCGCCGGCGCUCCAGCUGCCGCUCCAGCGAGCCUGCCUCACGUGACGCUUCGCCCAUGGGCAAGAGCGGGUACACGGGCCCCGCUGCAGCAGACAUCUCCAUGUACACCCUGUCCAGGGAUCCCUCCAAGGCGGCAAUGGGUGCCUUGCUGAACUCCGAGAGGGAGUUUUUGCAGGCUCACAACUCCAACGCUAAGGACUUCAAAGAUGCGGCCAACAGGAGGACCACUCCAGUCUGAGAGAGUUUAAGCACAGAGGAAGUGCCACGGCCAAGCGGUUACAACCACAGACUUGAGCUGGACCCCAGCAGGAAGAAGAAUUCACUCGAGGCCUGCAGGGCUAUAACCCUCUUUCUAUAACAUUAUAUAUAAAUAUACAGUCAUGGCAAGUUUUGGUAGCAACAUCAAUUUUGUGUUUUGCAAAGGUGUUCAUUCACAUUGUUUCUAGAUUAUUGUGUAGAGCAAUUUUAAAUUAUUACUUAAAGCUUCAAUGGCCAAAAAAUGUACUUUUCAUAAGAAUAAAAAAUGUAUUUAACUGUUUUUUGAUCCUGACACCAAAUGAUCAGCUAACAUUAAUUGACUAAUCAUAUCAGCAGCACAUGUGAAAGUGUGAGUGAGUACUAGUCAGGUGUAAUCACUAUCAUACUAAUGAUAUUGUAAGAGCAGACUGAUUGCUAUAAAAGGAGGGAAGAAGCGCUUCCAAUCAUUGUGAUCUUGUUAACAAUGGUUACCUCCAAAGAAAUGUGUGCAGCCUUCAUCACUGUGGAUCACAAUGGCCUCACAUUCAAGGAAAUUGCUACAAAGAAUAUUACACCUAAAAGAACCAUUUCCUGGAUCAUCUAGAACUUCAAGAAGAGAGGUUCGACUUAAGUGAAGACGUACCAGUGUCCAGCAAGCGCCAGGACUGUCUCCUCAUGAGGAGUCAGAUACAGAAUCGUGUCACCAGCAGUGAAGAGCUUGCUCAUGAACGGCAGCAGGUCGGUGUGAGAGCAUCUACAUGCACAGUGAGGCCAAGACUUUUGGACAAAGGGCAGCAAGGAAGCCACUUCUCUCCAAGAAAAACUUGAAGGACAGACUCAAAUUCUGCAGGAAGUACAAGGAUUAGACAGCAGAAGACUGGUGCAAAGUUAUUUUCUCUGAUGAAGCUUCCUUCCAACUUUUAUGAAAAAUCUGGAAAAUCAAUUGUUUGGAGAUAUAAGGUGAACGCUACCAUGAGACCUCUGACGUGCCAACAGUGAACCAUCCUGAGACCAUCAAAAUGUGAGGCUGCUUUCAACCAAGGGUGUGGGCUCUCUCAUUAACAUGUCCAAAAACACUGCCAAGAAUGGUAUCAAAACCUUUUUACAACGAUCCAUGAGUAGUUUGGUGAUGAUCCGUGAAUUUUCCAGCAUGACGGAGCACCAUGUCACAAAGCAAGAGUGAUAAAGAAGUGGCUAGAAUAUGAUUACAUAGAAAUUUUGGAUCCAUGGCCAGGCAACUCCCCUGAUCUCAAUCCCAUAGAGAACCUUCGGUCAAUCCUCAAAAGGCGAGUGGACAAGCAGAAGCCCACAAAUUGUGAUCAACUCCGAGAACUAAUACGGCAAGAAUGGCUCUCCAUCAGUGAGGAUUUGGCCCAGAGGCUAGUAUCGGUCAUGCCAGAGCGAACUGCAGAGGUUAUGAAAAGCAAGGGUCAACACUGACUGUAAAUAUUGACUCAUAUUGUUUUUGCCAAUAAAAGCAUUAAAAAACUGUAUGCUUAUUGUUUUUCAGUAUAGCAUAGAAACAUGUGGACAGAUAAUCUACAAAUACUGAAGCAGCAAACUUUGCAAAACACAAAAUGUAUGUCACUGCCAAAACUUUUGGCCAUGACUGUAGAUGGUAAUUAUUAGAUCAUUGGUGCUUCCUUUUAAUCCUUUAAUUUUCAGUCACUGUUUCUGUCGUUUCACCUGACACACACACCCCUCCCCCUACGGGCUACUUGAGUAGAAUGCUAGUCCUCAAUGUUAUUUGUUCUGCGACUGCAGUUCCUGAAGUGGUAGCCCAGCGAAACUGUGAAGCCCUCUGAGGGGGAGGAUUGUAACGCUUCUGACUGAUGAACCGAAAGGCUGUCCCGAUACUCGCCUUAUGCACAACUCAGUAGCCCAUAGCUGGUGAGUGCUGCCUCACACUCACAAGAUUGUAUACAUUGUUGGUUUUUCUUCCGGGUCGGAAAUUGAGCCCACAUCUAGCGCCACUGUCUCAUGCUGAUCACCCCACUCAUCCCACCUCCACGAUGCCCUCAAGCUACUUGGCCAGGCUCUGCAUGCCAUCCACACAGUUCUGUUAUUUAUUUUUAAUGUUUACUCCCAUUAUUUCCAUUGCAAAACCCCCUGCAUAAACUUUUAUAACAGGGUUAAAAUGCUUGUUAUUAAAUAUGAUCUUUUAGCCAACCAAAGUUUUUUGGUAUUACAUUGUUUUCAUUGAGAUUCUAAUGAUUUACAAUUUUAUGUGAUUUACAAUGAGAUAUCCUUGAUAAGAGGUUUACUGGAGGCCCUUUUGCUUAUUAAUAUGGAUAUUGUGGUCAUUAUUAUAAAGUUUUGUUUUUUUAUCUGUUAGCGAAAGAAAAGCAGUCGGCUGCCAAAUGUAGAUUUCUUAAUCGUCUAUAGUUAAAAUGUUUUUGGAGAAAAUAUUGUUCGUACAUUUACCGAAAGCUGUGCAUCAAGAGUUUAUAAAAAUCCGAAUGUUAUGAAAUCAAAA
Carassius gibelio (silver crucian carp) is the source of this 4147-nucleotide messenger RNA. RefSeq names its product voltage-dependent calcium channel gamma-3 subunit. Gene Ontology annotation, cellular component: postsynaptic density membrane; AMPA glutamate receptor complex. The record is from RefSeq and is a predicted model, not a curated record. Gene Ontology annotation, molecular function: voltage-gated calcium channel activity; channel regulator activity. The transcript is spliced from 4 exons. Lineage: Eukaryota; Metazoa; Chordata; Actinopteri; Cypriniformes; Cyprinidae. The coding region runs from base 743 to 1672 and encodes 309 amino acids. Gene Ontology annotation, biological process: calcium ion transport; transmission of nerve impulse; regulation of AMPA receptor activity.